Molecule: messenger RNA, 4497 nt
Organism: Clarias gariepinus (North African catfish)
Lineage: Eukaryota; Metazoa; Chordata; Actinopteri; Siluriformes; Clariidae
Gene: phactr4b
Product: phosphatase and actin regulator 4b
Exons: 14
Coding region: 268-2853 (861 amino acids)
Biological process (GO): neural crest cell migration; actin cytoskeleton organization
Molecular function (GO): actin binding
Source: RefSeq, a predicted model, not a curated record
AGUGUUCGAGACUGCAUGUAUCAUUACUGCUGCUUCAACAGUAUGAUGUGGACGUUGAGCAUGAGUUCCUCUAGAUUCUUCUCAUACUGUCCCCUUUGUAUUUGGACCCGGAGCAUGAGAUUUAAAAUGAACAAUUUCUGACAAGUUUCUGAAAAAUAUAGUUGGUCUCACCACAAAAGAAUAAUUUAGGCAGCUUCUCACACCUCUGCUGUUUUUUCCAAAGGCUCUACGAGAAAAGAAACAAAUAAGCAUUUUCCCUAGCUCCUCAUGGCUUGCUGCUUCCACACCCUUCAACACGGCAGCUUGAGCUCAGAUGAUGAAAGCAGCCACCAGCACAAUAGCACAGGGAGUGAAGGGGGCGAUAGCACUCCUCCCCCCAAGCGCAAGGGCAAGUUCUCUACGCUGGGCAAGAUCUUCAAACCUUGGAAAUGGAGGAAGAAGAAAAGCAGCGAGAAGUUUAAGGAAACUUCAGAAGUUUUGGAAAGAAAGAUGUCGAUGAGAAGACCACGGGAGGAGUUGAUAGAGCAGGGAGUUCUGAAGGAGCUUCCUGAAAAUGAGGCUGAUGAGGCUCAUGGGUCUAAGCCCCUGUAUGUGAAGAAUGGCCACACACUGCCUGUAGUGUGCACUAGUGGAAAUCGCGGUAUCGAGUCUGUUCGGCCUACAUCCGAGUUGCAAUUCAGGGUCAAUCCGGAGCGCAGGGUUCGUGACCCCUCCGAUGCUGAGCGGCGUGCAAUGACUAGCCAGGAUGAGUGUUGGAGAGGUGGGCGUUCUGCAGUCGAUGAGUGGAAGCCGAGUAUGGGCUGGCAGGGAGAGGAAAUAAAGCACGGAGGUAGAAUACACACAGACACAGACAGAAAGCCCGGUCUGAUCAAAGCCCCGUCAGAGGACGGCAGAAGAACUCGCCCUGAGGCCGACUGGAAGCCCAGCCUUCCCCGCCACUCAUCUGCUGAGGAGGGCAGAGGAAGGAGAGAAUCAGACAGCAGUCACUAUAUUCCUGACCCCGAUGCUCUGAGGGAUACCCUGCGAGAGCCCCUGCCCCCUAAACAGGCCGUCAUGCCCCCCAAAUGGUUCAUGAGCUCCACCGCAGAGUGUGGCUCUGAGCCCUUGCCCCACACGCCCGUCCACAGCCCUGCAACCUCAUUCUCCUCCUCCUCUGUUUCCUCCAACUCUCCGUCGUCCUCCGUCCCCAGCGUGGCGGCAAAGACCAUGCGCACCGGUCCAUCCGCUGUGGCCGGCAUGCCCCUUGCAUCCUCCUCCAGCCAGUCGUCCUCCCAGGGACCAGUGCCAACACAGACCUCUAGGCAGCCCCCGCUCCCUCCACCCAAACCAGUCAGUCGCAACACCAAUGCUGCCAUGCUGGCUUCCACCCUUCAAGGGGGUGACCCAUUUCCCCUCUACUGGUCCUGCUGGAAGCGUGAGGCUGACUAUGAUGUCUACCUGUCACUGCCCGUGUACUUAUGCCGUCGGGCAGGAGGUGGGCGCACAGCUGAACUUACACAGGUUGUAGGAACUGCCAACCCAGCUCCAGCUAAGCCGUCGCCACCUAUGCCGCCCAAGAGGACCACGCCGGUCACAAAGCGCAACCCUGAGAACUCCGCCCAUCCCAUCUCCUCUUUGCCCUCCAUUCUCUCUCUUGAGGACAGGGCAAACAUCCCGGGAGGGUUUCCACUGCCCCCGCCUCCACCGUCCCCACCUCUUCCCACGCACAUCCCCCCUUCUCCUCCCCGAGGACAUUCUCACCAACUCCUCCACCAACACUCCUACCCUCAUCCUCUCCCAGACCCAAUACCUGUCCACUUUGACCCCCCGAGCCCAGAGGAAGAACUGCCUAUACGUCAAGCCCCAGUGCCCCUGCACAUCAUGAUCCAGCGGGCAUUGAUCAGCCCUGGAGCUGCGCUCCCUCAUCUGGAUGCUUCCCACCGUGCCCACUCACUGCUGUUUGAAACACCUCCAGAAUACCAAGGAUCUCGCCCGCUGCCGGUCACCAUCCAGCCUUUAAAAAUGGCUGAAGAUGACUACUCUGACGAAGAGGAGGAAGAAGAAGAGGAGGAUGAAGAAGAAGAAGAAGAGGAGGAGGAUGAGGAGGAGGAUGAAGACGAGCCACCUCCUGAACACAUCCCUCCGCCUCAAAUUCAACCAGAGCUGGAGCCUCGCAGCCGCAGGUGCAUAGUUGGGGAUGUAAAUAUCCGGAUCAUGCCAGAGGGGUCAGACAGCAGUGAGGAAGAGGAGAGAGAGGAAGAUCAGCAGGCUGAUGAGAGUGAUUCCGAUGGCCCUGUGCUUUACAAAGAGGAGGAUUCAGACGAAGAGGAAGAGAGUCCGCCAAGUAGUCUGGCCAGCAGGGUGAAGAGGAAGGACACUUUGGCUCUGAAGCUGAGCAGUCGGCCCUCAGCCCCAGACAGACAGGCUCCUGAGAGGCAGACCAGAAUGGAGUACACAGGUCUGUCAUGGCAGAGCAAAGAGCAGUGGGAGGCCAUCCGCACACAGAUUGGCACAGCACUUACACGACGAUUGAGCCAAAGGCCCACUGCUGAGGAGCUGGAACAGAGGAACAUUUUACAGCCCAAAAAUGAAGCUGAUCGUCAGGCAGAAGUUCGGGAGAUUAAACGCAGGCUCACCAGAAAGUUAAGUCAGAGGCCAACCGUUGCCGAGUUACAAGCCAGAAAGAUCCUGCGCUUCCAUGAGUAUGUAGAGGUCACGCAUGCUCAAGACUACGACCGCCGCGCUGACAAACCAUGGACCAAACUCACACCUGCCGACAAGGCUGCAAUACGAAAGGAACUUAAUGAGUUCAAAAGCUCUGAGAUGGAAGUACAUGAAGAAAGUAGAAUUUAUACAAGGUUUCAUCGUCCAUAACAUCUUCCGCUGACUGGAAAGUAAAGCACUUGAGCCCCGGUGGCAGGGAGAGAAAUGGUGCGUGGCUGUGUGUGUGCGUGCGUGAAUAUGUGUGCGUGGCUGUGUGCGUGCGUGUGUGGCUUCAGGGUGUUUGUGCUCCCUGGCAAACCACCCUUCAGUGAAUGUACUGUACAGAUACCUAAAACAAAUAAUCGAACACUUCCUCAGUCAUCUGCCCUUGUGUAAAUAUGACAGAUGGGAGGGCUGAGACCAGAACAAUUCAGUAUUUCUGCCUGAUGUUGAAGGGAGACGGACCUGUGCCAACGAAAGCACUAAUGAAGGAGCCUCAAAAAUGGACGUCCAGUGUAUGUGCCAUCAGGAGAACAUCUCUCAGGAACCGAGAUCCCCUUUAUAGCAGCAUGAGUCUGCCCUCAAUUGGGGAAAGGAAGGUCAAAAGUGACCAUUAUGCUUACAUAUUCAGUUUCUUUCCUUUUAGGGAAAUGUAUAAACCUUAACAAAUAAUAGCAUUAAGAAAUCGUAAUAAAUAAUUGUUAGAUUCUGAUGGUGGACUGAGCAGAGUUGUGUACAGAUGGACUUUGCAUGGACAAAAAGGAAUAUUUGUGUAUGCGUGUAUAGUGUUGUAAUUUUCUCUUGGGCUGAAUCUUUUAAAUUGAAUCAUUAGAAAAUGUAAAGCACAAGGUUUUAUUAUGCAUUGUCACAUUUGUGUAAGAUGGGCAGAUUUAUUUAUGCCUCACUUGCUUACAUUUGCUCUUCCCUUGCAGCUUGUCAUUAGAAAUGGGGAAGAUGGAAAGAUGGCCUUUUUCUUUUAUUUUAAAAUAGUUUUAAUGUAAAUAGUCUUUGAGCAUUUCACAUCCUGAUUUUAAUCUCAAAUAUAUAUAAAUAUAUAGAAAAAAACUCUAAUAUUUGAUGUUUUAAUCCCUUUUUACUACAUGGGGUAGGAUCAUUUAAAUUAAAGUACAAGAUGAAAAUCAUAUUUCUAAAAGUUAGGACUGCAAACUUGCAUACUUGGAUGAGAAUCGAUUAUAAUUCCUUUAGUCUUUUGAAUUAAAAUUGAAGCCAGAGUGAACAGACCGACUAUUGAUUCAAUGCAAUGAAUAAAGUUUCAUAGUAUAAUGAUUUCCAGGGGAAUUUUCAGCUUGAAUAUUCCUUUUUUUUCCUUCUUUUUUUCUUUCUUUUAAAUGUCUCUGGCCAGUAGAAUAAUAUAACAUGCUCUGCUGUACAGAUCUAUUAUUUAGAUUAAUCUGUCUGUUGUGUAUAUCUUGCCUUUCUUUAUUUAGAACUGUAUUUUAAAUAUUAUAAAAGUAAUAUAGGUUGCUAUUUUUUUAAGCACAAAAUAUUAGUGUUUUAUUCAAUGCUUUAAGGAUUGUUUUGUUUUUGUUUUUUAAUUUGAUUGUGUGAAUGUUUAGGAACUGACAGUAUUUUUCUGUUUAGAUGUAGGCCUAUAAAUCUAAAUUAAAUGCAUACAAAUAGUUUUCGGGCUAAUUUAUGUUGUUGUUGUUGUUGUGGAAGAAAACAAAACAAACAAAUCAUAGAAUCUGUGUCCACAUAACUCUUCCGUGUUUCAGCAGGUAGUAUUGCUGCCUUACAGCUGACCGUGAGCAGGAUAAAGCUGUUACUAAAAUAAAUGAUUGAAUGACAUGGAAA